This is a messenger RNA of Colius striatus (speckled mousebird), 2937 nucleotides long. Its product is annotated as WAS/WASL-interacting protein family member 2-like. NCBI's taxonomy places the organism in Eukaryota, Metazoa, Chordata, Aves, Coliiformes, Coliidae. The record is from RefSeq and is a predicted model, not a curated record. Gene Ontology annotation, molecular function: actin binding.
CCGCCAUUUUGCUUGUCGGCGGCUGGAGGCCGGACGGUGUCUUGUGGCCGCGUUUCCGGGUGUGGCGGGAAGAGGUAGCGGGAAGGUGCUUUUUCCUCAACCCCUCCCCCGGGGAGCAGAGUGGGCUCUGUGUCUGGGCAGCUACUGCGGGAGGUUUGAGUGACCAGUUGUGCUGUCCUGGAGGGGGUGAUAGUCCCAAGCCUCUGUCUAUGAAAUACCCGGACGUGGAGCAGCAUAUGGCCAUGCAGUGAAAUGCUGCGUGUUCUACUGCAGAGGCUGGACUCUCCCUUCUGCUCCAGGCAUGAGUGACCAGGCUUGUCCCCAGCACUGAGCAGCCAGAGCCACCAGGAGCUGGGCCAGGAUGCCGAUCCCUCCUCCACUGCCUCCUACAUUCAGUCAGGUGAAUACAGAGCUGCCUAAACUGAGCCGAGAGGAGCAGCGAGGCCGCGGGGCCCUCCUGCAGGACAUCUGUAAAGGGACCAAGCUAAAGAAAGUGACACAGGUCAAUGACCGGAGCGCCCCCAUCCUCGAGAAGCCCAAGGGCAGUGAUGGGGGCAGUUAUGGCUCGAGCUCGGCUGCGAUCCAGCUGAAGGGCAGCCUCUUCCAGGGUGGUGUGCCCAAGCUCAGGCCCAUGGGAGCCAAGGACAACUCUGACAGCUCCUGUAAGCAAACCCUGCAAGUCCCUGGCUCCAGGGCAGCCACUCCAAGGCCCCCAGUGCUGACCAGCAACAACCGACCUCAAGAUGAUGCAAACAGCAGCCACGGCUCCCCGCCGGAGCUGCCGCGCACGCAGAGGCCAUCACUGCCUGAUCUGUCCCGGCCCAAUGCCGCUGGCAGCAUGGGCAUGAAGCACAGCUCAUCUGCCCUGCUGCCACCACCGCCGGGCCGCCGUGUCACAGCACCCCCUGCCCCCCCCCCCCCCCCCGGCCCCAAGGGCUCCUCCUACAACCGGGAGAAGUCUCUACCCCCCGGACAGCGGCUGCUCGGUAGCAGCAGGGACGGAUCCCCUGCCCCACCACUCAUCAAACCCCCUCUCUCCCCAGUCAAUCUGCGAACAGGGUCAGGGGCUCAAGGUCAAUCUCUCACCCCUCCACUGCCCCCUUAUCGACAGCCCCCUGGUGUCCCCAAUGGCCCUUCCAGCCCCAUCAAUGAGUCUGCCCCGGAGCUGCCACAGAGACACAACUCCUUGCACAGGAAGAUGCGGGGUCUGGCUCCGCCACCGCCCACUUCAGCCUCCCCGUCUCUCCAGAGCAGUCGUCCCCCUCCACCUGCCCGAGACCCUCCCAACCGGGGAGCAGCCCCACUGCCCCUUCUGCUGAUGCUGCGAAACAGGGGGCGUGAUGCCCCCCCACCCCCGCCCCCCUACAGACUGCAUGGCUCGGCCGAGCUCCCAAGCCGGGGGAAGCCGCCGCUGCCACCCACAAGGAUGCCAGCCGGGCUGCCGCCGCCACCCGUGCACAAUGGGCACCGCGACCCCAUAUCCACUGUCAGAGCAUUCCUGGAUGACUUUGAAUCCAAAUACUCCUUUCAUCCUGUUGAAGACUUCCCAGCCCCAGAAGAAUAUAAAUGCUUCCAGAGAAUCUACCCCAGCAAAACUAACAGAGCUACACGUGGGGCCCCCCCUCUGCCUCCCAUCCCCAGGUGAAAGUGGGCUGCAAAGGUGGAUUGUUGCUGAGCAGAGAUGGACCUCCUUCCCCUUCCUCAGGCGCACCCCCACCACCUCCCUGCUCCCCAGGAUCCUGCAUGAGAACCUCCCGGCGGCUCUGGUUUCCCCAGCUGUGCCAGGACGGGCCGACACUGCCAGCCCAGCUCUCUCCUCCAGCCCACCUUCAUCUAUGCAUCUCCCCCGGGACUCAGUGACCUCGUUGGCAAACCUGGACGGGACAUUUCCUCCUCCCUUGUCGCAGAUCCUGGGUUGGGCUGGGACCCAGCCACCAGGACUUUGGGGCAGAGGUUGGGCCUGUCAGCAGCUCGAUGCCCCAUUCCUUGGGGCUGGGGCAGAGUGAGGGCCCAGAGAGGAGCUGGGGUAGGGCAGGAGAUGGACAUGCUGCUGUGUGCUCACCGGCUGUGCCAGCACCACAGCAGAGGAGCCGGGACCCCUGGGAGCUUUGUUAUCCCAGAACAGCCCAUUGUUUUUUUUGCACGGGAGCCACUGGAGGGGAGAGGAGUGAGCUGGGGACCAUCUUGAGGGACCCUAAUGGGGCUGAGGGAAUGACCCCUCCUCCCAUAGGGGCACAUCCCUUCUGCACCCCAGCAGCAUCGUACUCAAAACCCCCCCUCAGUCACUGGGUUUUUGCCAUGCUGGGAUAAGGAGGCUUUUAACACUGAAUGACCGAACUCUAGCUUUUUCCCAGGAAGACACUGACUAUCCAUGGAGGAAACUAGGGGUGACAUUAGGGGGGGAGGAGGCGUGUGGGGAGGGCCCUGAGCCUCCAGCCCCUUCCCCUAGGGGAAGCUGCCAUUUUGUCUUACAACCUUCCCUGUCUGAUGGUUGUGGCUGGGCUGCAUUCUCUGUAUUUACUCUCAGUGCAAGGUGGGGAGGGGGUGAUUUGGACAUUAACUGUAGUUACUGAUUGGUUUUGUGUUGUAGAAAGCUUGGGCUGGCUGCAGGUAGGCUGAACCCUCCUCUCUAACCCCUUUGGGGUUUGUUUGGGUUUUUUGGCUUGGUGUUGUUUAUUUGCAAAACAAAGGGUGAGGGGGGCUUGGGUGGGGGGCCGAUUCUCUAGAGGAUAAGUUCCUUCUUCCCCCCCUCCCCCUCCCCCCCCUGCCGCACACACACACCCCGGUGCUGCCAUUUGGUUUAAAAGAGAUUAGACCAAAAAGGUUCUCCCCCUGUGCUGGCAGCCCCUCCUGGGGCACAAGGGGCCAUUUGAAGAGGGAACAGAAUAAAACCGGAGGAGCUUGAAAUUACAUUUAGAUAAAAGUUAUAAAGAUCCA